CAUUUAUAAAUAUUUUCAUAAAAUUAAUAAAAUAAAAUAUGCCUGCUAAUAUUCGAGAGAAUGAAAUAUUAAAUUAUGUUGAAAUGCCUAGGAUUGUUGAUGAUAUAGUUGUUUCUGGAAUUUCUGGUCGACUACCAGAAGCUGACAAUGUUAUGGAAUUCAGAGAUAAUUUAAUGAACAAAAUAGACAUGGUAAAUAGUGAAGAAACAAGAUGGCCUAAAAAUUUAUAUGGACUCCCUGAAAGAAGUGGGAAAAUCAAGGACUUAUCAAAAUUUGACGCAAAUUUUUUUGGGGUGAAUCCAAAGCAAGCACAUGUUAUGGAUCCUAAAUUAAGAUUGCUAUUAGAGGUGUCAUAUGAAGCCAUUAUUGAUGCUGGAAUUAAUCCUCAGAGGUUGAGAGGAACAAAGACAGGUGUAUAUAUUGGUGGAAGUGCUUCUGAGGCCCAUGAAGCUUGGGGAUUAGAAGCUGAAAAAGUUAUAGGGUAUAGCAUGACAGGAUGUACUGGAUCUAUGUUUGCCAACCGAAUUUCUUUUGCAUUAGACUUGAAGGGUCCAAGUUAUUCUGUAGAUACAGCUUGCUCCUCAAGUCUAUUAGCCUUUGAAAAUGCUCUCUCUGCUAUAAGAACAGGGCAAUGUGAUGCAGCCAUUGUUGGUGGAGUUUCCAUAUGUGUAAAACCUACGAUAGCUUUACAGUUUCAAAGGUUGAAUAUGUUAUCACCUGAUGGGACUUGUAAAUCAUUUGAUGCAACUGGGAAUGGAUAUUGUAGAAGUGAAGCUGUUGUAGCAGUUUUUUUACAAAAACUCAAAGAUGCUCGUAGAAUUUAUUGCUAUGCAUUACAUGCUAAAAGCAAUUCAGAUGGAUUCAAAAAUGAUGGAAUCACUUUUCCAAAUGGAGAAAUGCAGAAAUUGUUGAUACGCGAAGUUUAUCUGGAAGCACAUGUUGAUCCUUUAUUGGUGUCAUAUAUCGAAGCUCAUGGUACAGGUACUCAAGCAGGUGACCCACAAGAAUGUAAUUCAUUGGCUGAUUUUUUCUGUAAAAAUCGCAAGUUACCAUUACUUAUUGGUUCUGUCAAAUCAAAUAUGGGGCACCCAGAGCCUGCAUCUGGACUCGCUUCAUUACUUAAGAUAAUUAUAUCAAUGGAAGAAGGAAUAAUUCCUCCAAAUUUACAUUACAACGAACCUAAUCCUAAUAUACCAGCCCUGGUUGCCGGACAACUUAAAGUAGUUACUGAAAUGACUCCCUGGAGUGGAGGAUACAUAGCAUUGAAUAAUUUUGGUUUUGGGGGAUCAAAUGUCCAUGCAAUUUUUCAUUCUAAUCAAUCUCACAAUCCUACACAAAACUAUAUAUCAAAUUUACCAAAAUUAUUUAUAACGUCAGGUCGGACAGAAGAAGCUGUUGGGAAAAUGUUAUCUUUCAUGAAUUCUCAUCCUAAUGAUCAUUAUUUAUAUAAUAUGGUAGAAGAAUUAUCAGAUACAAAUCCUUCUAGUCAUCCUUUUAGGGGUUUUAAUAUUUUAGGGACUGAGUCACAUCAAGAGAUUAAAAAACAAAUGCCAAAUAAACGUCCACUUUGGUAUAUAUUUUCUGGAAUGGGAACACAAUGGGUCGCUAUGGGGAAGGCCAUGAUGGCCUUCAAUACAUUUUCAAACUCAAUAUUUAAAUCGGCCAACAUUUUAAAGCAAUUUGAAAUCGAUUUAAUUUCAAUUUUAUCAACAAAUGAUUCUGAAAUAUUGGAGAAUACUCUAAAUUCUUUUGUUUCUGUAGCUGCCAUACAAGUAGGUUUGGUUGAUUUAUUAAAUGAAAUGGGCUUAAAACCGGAUGGUUUGAUUGGUCAUUCAGUUGGUGAACUUGGAUGUGGAUAUGCUGAUGGAGGCUUUACUGCAGAAGAAAUGGUAUUAGCAGCUUAUUGGAGAGGCAAAUGUAUACAAGAUGCAAAGCUCGCUCCUGGUGGUAUGGCCGCUGUUGGCUUAACUUGGAAGGAAGCUAAAGAAAUGUGCCCUCCUGGGAUUGUACCUGCAUGCCAUAAUGCUGAAGACACCGUUACAAUAUCUGGUCCUAAACUGGAUGUUGAAAAAUUUGUCGAUAACAUGAAAAAAGAGGGAAUAUUUGCCAAAGAAGUUAACAGUGCAGGGGUUGCGUUUCAUUCUUAUUUCAUGAAGCCUAUUGGACCUAUAUUGAAGAGCGCUUUAGAUAAGGUUAUAAAACAACCUAAAUUACGCUCAAGUAAAUGGAUUAGUACAUCUAUUCCUGAAGACUCGUGGAACUCUGAUUUAGCCAAAUUUUGUUCGUCUGAUUAUCAUGCAAACAAUUUGUGCAAUCCAGUAUUGUUUCAAGAAGCCUUAAAACACAUUCCAAGUAAUGCUGUAACAGUCGAAAUAGCCCCUCAUUGUCUUCUGCAAUCCAUUUUGAAGCGAUCUUUAUCUCAAGAUUGUAGUUUUGUUAGUUUAAUGAAGAAGGGGCAUGAAGAUAAUGUUAUGUAUUUUUUAGAAAAUUUAGGAAGAUUAUACUCAUUUGGAUGCGACCUUGAUAUAAGAAAACUGUAUCCCCCAAUUACAUAUCCUGUACCUAAGGGUACACCAAUGAUUUCACCCCAUUUGAUUUGGAACCAUUCCGAUUCUUGGGAUGUCCCCACCUAUAAACAUUUUGAUGCUGUAUUGGUUAGUGAAUCGGGUGGAGGCAGUUCCCUGGUGUACAAGUUUGAUGCCACAACCAAAGUGGAUGAAUUUUUGUUUGGUCAUAAUAUUGAUGGUAGAACUUUAUAUCCCGCGACUGGCUAUAUUGAGUUGGCUUGGAGGGCACUGGCUAAAAAAAUGAAGAAAGAUUUUUUAGACUUGCCUAUUAUUAUUGAAAAUUUUCAAAUUCAUCGUGCCACCAUUUUAACCAAAACCACCAAUACAAGAUUUGAAGUCAAUAUACUGCCGUAUUCAAAUAAUUUUGAAAUAAUCGAAAAUGGUGCUAUUGUAGCUUCUGGGAUCAUACAAUCCUCUACUGAUGAAUUGGAAAUCAAAAAAGUCGAUUCUGUUAAAUUUAAAGAUGAUUUCUCUCUAGAAACCAAUGAUAUCUACAAGGAAUUGAGUUUAAGGGGUUACGAAUAUUUUGAUGAAUUCCGGGGAGUUAAAGAAUUUAAUUAUUUGGGAAAAUCCAGGUUAUCAUGGACAGGUAACUGGAUAACCUUUUUGGACACAAUCUUACAAAGUCAGAUAUUGAACACAAAUGAUAGAAGUCUUUAUGUACCCAAUAGGAUUAAAUUGAUGAAAAUAAAUCCACACCUUCACUCACAAAGGUCCAAGGAUAACAUAAUUGAUUGCUUUUACGAUGAAAUAUUAAACAAAACCUAUGCCGGAGGUGUUGAAAUGUUUGGGCUCCAUACCUCAGCGAUAUCGAGGAGACAACAUCAUUCGACACCAAUCAUUGAAAAAUAUGAAUUUGUUCCUUAUUCCAGCGACGGAGUGCCCAAAAAUGUGACUAUGAAAAUGGUGCAAUACAAAGAAGCAUGCGAACAAUUAAUCGGGAAAGGUUUAAGAAAGUUUAUAUCUUCGCCUGACUCCCUACCAAAUCGAGACAAAUAUAAUACUAUUUUAAAUAACAUUCCGCCCGCCGACCUUUUAAAACCUGACCAAAAAUUGUUAUCGAUAGAUGGAAAUGAUCAAUUUAUACUCAAUUAUAUUACCGAGCUAUUUAAUUUACCCUUGACCAAUCAAUUACAUCAGAAUGUUUUAAAAAUUUACACAUCUGCAAAGGUUAACCUUUUCAAGGAUAAACUAGUAUCGUUGCUUCUGGACGAAUCUUAUCUUAAACCAUUUUUGGAUCUAGUCAUCGAAAAUUGUUUCAACAAUAAACUAAAAGCGAUUGAAUUUAAUGCUCCAAGUGACCCUCUCAUAGUUACGGCUUACACCUCUAUGAAUAGACAACCUCAGACCAAACUCAAUUUUUGUGCCUUUGGACCUAACGGCGAAGAUUUGCAAAUUAUUUUGAACGACAGAACCAAUAAAAACGCUAUUAAAUCAUUCGAAUACGACAUUAUAAAGAAUCCAAAUUUUGAAAAUAUGCCUCCCGAACUAUUGGCCACCGAUUAUGAUUUGGUUUUGGCCAAUAACGUUUUGCACAAAUGCGUCGAUCUCGAGAAAACGUUAAAACAGAUAUAUAGCCUUUUAAAACCCGGUGGGUUUUGCCUCGUCCACGAAACCACAGACAAUUUUAUCAUCAAUUUUACCCUCGACGUUUUAGUGGAGGAAAUGCCAACACCAACUGAGGUUUUUGAAUCGAAAAGAAGGAAAUUAGGCUUUUACUACGAAAAAAAGGACUGGAUAGAAUUGUUUUCUAAAUUUGGCUUUAAUCUGAUUUCUAGUGUUUCUGAUAAUUGCAUGUCCAGCUUAUAUUUGAUUCGCAAGAAGUCAAUGGUUCCACUCAAGCACAAGAUUAUCACUGUAAACGAAACCCCUGGUUAUAAUUGGGUGGACACUGUACGAGACGCGAUGUACAAAAAUACGGAAAAUGUUUCGGAGGAAAACAGGAUUUGGCUUUACACGUCAUCCCCGAAUACUGGGUUGGUAGGUUUUGUGAACUGCCUUAAGCAAGAACCUGUUGGUAGUAUAAUAAGGUUGAUUGUGGAUUAUAACAAGGCCUUGGAUGCAUCAAGCCUUAAUGUUAAGUCCCCCAAGUUUAUGCAAUUAACAAACACAGAUUUAUUUACAAAUGUCUGGCUAAAUGGAAAAUGGGGCUCUUAUAGGCACAUUAUUUUAAAUAACGAUAAUAUGAUGAUAGAUUGCGAAUAUGCUUUUGUGAAUUGCUUGAAAAAAGGAGAUUUGACGAGUUUGGUAUGGAUGAAAUCUGACUUAAACCCUGUAAAUUAUCCGCCAUCUCAAAAGGAAUUGUGCACGGUCUUUUAUUCAGCUUUGAAUUUUAGGGAUAUAAUGUUAGCCACCGGUAAGCUUUCUCCAAAUGCCAUACCUGGUAAUUUUUCACCCCAGGAUUGUUUGCUUGGAAUGGAGUUUUCAGGAUUAAACUCGAAAGGUCAACAAAUAAUGGGAAUACUUCCGGCUAAGGGAUUAGCUACUAUCGUGGAUGUCGACCCGAAAUUUACAUGGGACCUUCCUAAGUCAUGGUCCCUUAGAGAUGCGGCAACGAUUCCGGUUGUUUACGCUACCGCCUAUUAUUCCUUAAUCGUAAGAGGAGGUUUAAAGAAAGGCGAAUCUGUUUUGAUUCACUCGGGUAGUGGAGGCGUUGGACAGGCCGCCAUCUCUAUCGCGCUCAGCCUGAAUUGCACAGUGUAUACUUCUGUUGGGUCUUUAAUUAAACGCACCAAUUUAAAAACCCGAUUUCCGCAAUUGAAGGACGACAAUUUUUGUAAUUCGCGUGAUUUAUCUUUUGAAGAUCACGUGUGCAAAAUGACCAAAGGGCAAGGAGUUGACGUGAUUCUUAAUUCAUUAUCCGACGAAAAAUUGCAAGCGAGUGUUCGCUUAUUGGCUAAGCAUGGUCGUUUUCUGGAAAUUGGGAAAUUCGACUUGUCAAACAAUUCUUCUUUAGGUAUGGCAAUAUUCUUGAAAAAUGUAUCAUUUCAUGGCAUAUUGUUGGAUUCUUUAUUCGAAAGCGAUAAUGACGAUUGGAAAUUAGUACAUGAUAUGGUGGAUAAAGGAAUUAAGACUGGUGUCGUUAAGCCUCUUGAUAGCAUGAUAUUUACACCUGAUAAGAUUGAGGAGGCAUUUCGUUAUAUGGCAAAGGGCAAACACACUGGAAAAGUUCUGAUUAAAAUACGCGAAAAUGAAAAACUCAACGAGCAUAUAUCAUUUAAGGCAUUGCCUAAAAAUCAAUUUAAUUCAAACGAUGUUUAUUUGAUCACUGGUGGUUUGGGAGGAUUCGGUCUUGAAAUGACUGAAUGGAUUAUCCAAAAAGGGGCCAGAAAAAUAGUUUUGACGUCCAGAUCUGGGGUUACAAAUGGGUAUCAAUCAUCGAGAAUACGAUACUGGGAAAGUCUGGGCGCCAAAAUUUUGAUCUCAAAACUCAAUAUAAGUAUAGCACAUGAUGUCGAUUUACUCAUGAAAAAAAUACAAAUUUUGGGGAAAUUAGACGGAAUAUUUCAUUUAGCUGCAGUACUACGAGAUGCUCUUUUCGAAAAUCAAUCAAUCAACAAUUUUAUUGACGUUAGUACGCCCAAAGCGCUAGGCGUCCUAAAUCUGGAUAAUAUUACACGUUCGUUGUUUCCUACGAUGUCAUACUUUGUUGUGUUUUCAUCCAUUAGUUGUGGACGUGGAAAUAUGGGUCAAACCAAUUACGGGUAUGCAAACUCUGUAAUGGAACGCAUAUGUGAAUGUCGUAGAAAAGAUGGAUAUUCUGGUUUAGCCAUUGAAUGGGGAGCCAUAGGCGAUGUGGGUCUUAUAAUGGAAACGAUGAAUGGAAAUGAAACUGUAGUAGGUGGAACCUUGCCCCAGAGAAUUAAUUCAUGCUUGGACACGUUAGAUCUACUUUUAUCUAGUUCACAUCCUAUAAUAUCGAGUUAUGUAUUAGCGGAAAAGGGGGGAAAUACAUCUCAAACACAAUCCAAAAUUAAUGUUAUUGAUGCAAUCGCUCAUAUAUUAGGUAUUAAGGAUAUAGGUUCUGUUAACCAAGAAACAUCUCUGGCCGAUUUAGGCUUAGACUCUUUAAUGGGCGUGGAGAUUAAACAAACUUUAGAAAGGGAAUACGAAAUUGUCUUAUCAAUUAAGGAAAUUAGACAACUCACAUUUAAUAAAAUGAAAAAUUUGAUGUUAAAUUCUUCUAAUGAUGAUCUCAAUUUGAAUGUAAACUUAAACAAUCAACCACCACCAUCGGAAAUUUUAUCUCCUACCAUAGGAUUAGAGCUCAUUAUGCGACGCUAUAACAUAAACGAAUUAGUUCCCAAGGAAACUGUUGUUUAUUUCAAUACCGAUAUCAAUAAAGUCCCCAUUUUUUUUAUUCAUCCAAUCGAAGGAAGCCUUGUUUCUUUAAGCAAUAUCAUAAAAUUAUUAAAUCAACCUGUUAUCGGCUUCCAAUGUUCAAAAGAAGUUUGUCAGGAUAGUGUUGAAGAAAUGGCAGAAUUUUAUAUCAGAAAAAUGCUAGAAAUAAAAAAGGAUGGCCCCUACAUAAUUUGUGCAUAUUCUUUUGGCGCCACAAUAGCUUUUGAGAUUGCAUUACAGCUUCAAGUUAAAGGAAUCAAAAUAAAAGAUUUAAUAUUUUUAGAUGGAUCACAUUCAUUUGUCACAUCUCACACUCAGUAUCAUUUAUCCAAAUUGACACACGGGUCAGACAUAGAAAAAUAUGCGGAAAUAAUGGUUGCAUUUGUUUUGCUGUUCGUAGGGAGCGAUUAUAUAAAACUAAAAGAAAAAUUUUCAUUAUUAACCACGGCUGAAGAUAUACAACGAGUGGCCAUAAAUAGGCUCAUGGUUACGAAUCUAUUUCCCGACCAGACCGACCUAGAGUUUUGCGCCCAAUAUUUUUGCCAAAAACUCAGGAUUUGUGAUAAAUAUUUGCCCAAGGGUGAUUACAAAGGAGAUAUAACACUAAUUCGAGUCAAAGAUGCAGACGAAAUUCUUGGAGACGAUUAUGGACUUUCUUCGGUAUGCACUGGAAAAAUAGAUAUCAAAUAUACAGAGGGUGACCACGAGACCAUGUUAAUUGGUGAUAAUGGUUACAAAGUGGUCAACUUACUUCACAAAUCAUUAUCUCAUUCAUAAACAUUUUUUUAGUCAACACAUAUUUAUGAAUCAUGUGAUAAUUUCUAGUCCAUUUAUACAUAUUAUAUACCAUCAAUAAUGCUUAUAUUAUUGCAUUUUUUAUUUCAAUUUUUAUUAUAUUUUUAUAUAGCCAAAUUUAUAAAAAAAAUAUUUAGCCUAAUUUUAUUGUAUUUUGUAUUGAUUGAAUAUUUUCUUCAGU
Gordionus sp. m RMFG-2023 is the source of this 7884-nucleotide messenger RNA. Its product is annotated as fatty acid synthase-like. Gene Ontology annotation, biological process: fatty acid biosynthetic process. The transcript has 32 exons. NCBI's taxonomy places the organism in Eukaryota, Metazoa, Nematomorpha, Gordioida, Chordodea, Parachordodidae. The record is from RefSeq and is a predicted model, not a curated record. Bases 39 to 7685 code for a protein of 2548 amino acids. Gene Ontology annotation, molecular function: phosphopantetheine binding; 3-oxoacyl-[acyl-carrier-protein] synthase activity; fatty acid synthase activity.